AUGAAGAAGAAGACCAGUCAAAUAAGAAAAAAAACAGGAAAAAAUAAGAAAAAGAAGCGGAAAGAGUCAAGUAAGAAUAAAAACAGGGAAUUGCUUGAAAAUAAUACUGAAGAAAAUUUGGAUACAGAAAACGAGAACGUAGGAGAAAAAGGUUUAAAAAGAGUGAAGAAAAACACGAGAAAGGAAAGGGCUCUUUCGAAACAAACAGGAAAAGAAUACGUAAGAAAAGAUGGUCAAUUAGUGCCAGAAAAAUCAAUUCAACCUAAUCCAUGUAAGGGUAAGAAAUGUGGGAACAAUUGUGAAAACGUAACCGAAGAAAAAAGGCAACAAGUAUUUAAACAUUUUUGGACGCUUACCCCUGAACGCCGUAGAGACUGGUUGGUUGGCAUGACUGACAAAGGAAACGUUAAACGUAAACGUAGUAGUUCAGAAUUGCGCAGUUACACAUAUAAGUAUUGCAUUACUGAUGGUGAAGGAAAAAGAUCUGUAUGCUUACAGUUUUUGGCAGCAACAUUAGAUAUUUCACAAAAGUGUAUAUAUUACACGGUAAAAAAUGCUUCCUCGGGAAGUGCUAAAGAAGACUUGCGAGGAAAAUGUGAACCACACAACAAAACCAAACCUAGUACUAAAGAAUCUGCCGUCAAUUUCAUCAUAAGCCUACCAGCCGUCCCCUCACAUUAUUGCCGUCAUGAUUCUACCCGGGUUUACUUGCCGCAGGAAUACAAAAAUAUUGCACACGUAUACAGCGUUUACAAAGAACGCAACGUGAAAGCUGGCAUAGACAUAGUUAGUGAAAAGAUUUUCCGAAAAAUAUUUAGCGAAGAAUUUAAUAUAUCAUUUCAUGUCCCUAAAAAAGACAAGUGCCUGAAAUGUUUACAGUUGCAACAUGCAGAUCUCAGCGAUCCAAAAAAAAAGAAAGAAAAGAAAGAUCAUGAAACAGAGAAAGAAGAAAGUUUUAAUAGAUUUUCUACUCAUAAAUCUAUACACAAAACUGAUCCUUCCACAUUAUGUGCAAGCUUCGACUUGGAGAAGGUGUUGAAUACUCCACAUGGCGAGUCAAUGCUGCUUUAUUAUUCAAGAAAAAUAGCGGUAUAUAAUCUAUGUUUCUACGAAAACGGAACACGUAGAGUAACUUGCUAUUAUUGGGAUGAAAGCAACGGGAAAAGGGGUGCAAAUGAAAUCGCAAGUAUUCUCCACAGGUACAUAAAAUCUGUGGAUGAAAGAGAAAAUAUAAAACACCUUCUUCUAUACUGCGACUGUUGCCCUGGGCAGAAUAGAAAUCGCACUGUCCUAGCCAUGAUACAUUCUACUUUGCAGGAGUGUAAUAAUCUUCAGACGAUACAAAUUAAUUAUUUACUAACAGGACACACAUAUAUGCCUGUUGACAGUGUACACGCCGUUAUAGAGAACAACCUUAAAAAAACUAUAAUUCAUGCGCCUUCGCAAUGGUACACUGUAUUUGCUACGGCAAGAAAAGAACCUUUUCCGUAUGAAGUUGAAGCAAUGACUUUUGAAAGUUUUAAUAGAUGGGACGUCGAUGGUGAUAAAUACUUCAAAGGGAAUUUGACUGGGAAAAUUAGCAAAGUUCGUGUCGUGACUGUCAAGAAAAAUAAGCCUUCCAUGAUUUCUAUCAAAGACUCCAUGAACGUUAAUGCAAAAUCGUAUAAUGUCGAAGUUCAAUCCAAAACCAAAGGUCCACUGAUGCCUUGCUACCGAUCACGACUGCCAAUCGCAGAGGCCAAAUAUAAUGAUCUCAUGAAACUUUGUAAAGAUAAAGUAAUACCUGCUCCAUUCCAUCACGAAUACUCCAUUAUCCCAAAGGCUACUAAUGCAAAAGAUACCUUGCCUGAAUCAGAUAUAGAAGAUGAUGAAUAA
Molecule: messenger RNA, 1875 nt
Organism: Parnassius apollo (apollo)
Lineage: Eukaryota; Metazoa; Arthropoda; Insecta; Lepidoptera; Papilionidae
Source: the annotation of a GenBank genome assembly